AUGUCUGAAGCUACUGCAUUCGCACUCCCCUCUUCAGACCUCAAUUUGCGAGAAAGAAGUAAGAACUUUCAUUCAAGGCCAGUUAAUGACACCAAUGCCAUACCGUCUAAUUUGGAAAUUGAUAAAGAAAAACCUUCCACAAUCUCUACAAAGACACUUUCUCUUCGAAACAUAAUACUAGAUAUCUUAGGCCCCAUAAUAUUGACUGUACUUUCAUUCUAUUUGAGAUUUAAUGAUAUCGACAAGAAUGAAACUGUCGUUUGGGAUGAAGCUCAUUUCGGUAAAUUCGGUUCAUAUUACUUAAAACAUGAGUUCUAUCAUGAUGUCCAUCCACCCCUAGGGAAAAUGUUAAUUGGUUUGAGUGAAUGGCUCGCUGGUUUUGAUGGUGAUUUCGGUUUUGAUUCAAAUAAAAGGUACCCAUCAGAGGUCAAUUUCAAAUUUAUGAGACAAUUUAACGCUACUUUUGGUGCUUUAUGCGUCCCAGUCGCUUUCUUCACCGCCAAAUGGAUGGAUUUCGAUUAUUAUACUAUCUAUCUCAUCUCUUUAAUGGUAACUUUAGAACAUUCCUACAUCGCUCUGUCAAAAUUUAUUCUACUAGAUUCAAUGUUACUUUUCUUUACAAUGACUACUUUCGCAUGUAUGUGCAAACUUUAUUCAUUGAGAAACAAAUGCCUUACCCGUCAAUGGUCAAUGUGGAUGUCACUCACCGGGUUAUCUAUCGGUUGCGUCUGUUCGGUUAAAUGGGUAGGUCUAUUCGUAACUUUAGUGGUAGGUCUCUACACAGUAAUGGAAUUAUUCCAAUUUUUCUACGAUACCAACUUAUCAAGAUCAAAAUAUUAUAAACAUUGGAUCAUUAGAAUAAUUAAUCUAAUAAUUGUCCCCUUCCUAGUGUAUCUUUUCUGUUUCAAAAUACAUUUCACACUACUUUAUAAAUCAGGUACAGGUGAUUCCGCCACGAAUACUCUUUUCCAAAUUAAUUUAGAAGGCACCACCAUUGAAAAUAGUCCUCGUAACGUCGUCUAUGACUCAGAGGUAACCCUUAGAUCGCAUGGCCUUUCUCCUAAUUUAUUGCACUCUCACGCUCAAGUCUAUCCAGAUGGUUCUCAUCAAAGACAAAUCACAGGUUAUGGGUUUUCAGAUACAAAUAAUAAUUGGAUUAUUAAAUUUGCUAGGACUAAAAUGGUUUAUUUUGAUCCAGAAAGGGAUUUUAUUUCAGUUAGAGAUGGUGAUGAAAUUAGAUUAUUACACAAAAAUACAAAUUCCAAUUUACAUUCCCACGAGGUCCCAUCCCAUGUCUCUCGCGGUAACUGGGAAGUUUCAGGUUAUGGUUCAGACGAUGUCGGAGAUCAAAAGGAUGACUGGGUCGUAGAAAUAGUUAAACAAAUGGAUUCUGCAAACCCAAAUUUUCCAAAGGAAGAUCCAGAAAUAUUACAUCCAGUGUCUACGUUCUUCAGAUUGAGGCAUAAAGUGUUAGGCUGCUAUUUAACCUCCACUGGUCUGUCUUAUCCAAGUUGGGGUUUCUCUCAAGCAGAAAUUGUUUGUAAAAAUUCCUGGAGUAAACAUGAUAAAUCAACUUGGUGGAAUAUAGAAGGUCAUUGGAAUGAACAUUUAUCAAUAGACGAAAGUUACGUCCCACCAAAAUCAAACUUUUGGACGGAUUUUGUGUUAAUCAAUUUUGCUAUGGCUUCUUCUAAUAACGCUCUAGUCCCUGAUGAAGACAAGUACGAUCCACUGGCUUCCGACUUUUGGGAGUGGCCUAUUUUAUACAGGGGUUUAAGAAUGUGCAAUUGGGUAACCACUUCAUAUAAAUAUUACCUAAUGGGUUCUCCUUUCAACACCUGGAUUUCCACUCUUUCACUCUUUAUUUUCUGUGGUAUUGUAUCUUCUAUAGUUUACAAAUACAAAAGACAGUCUCUAGUAAUGUCCACUGAUUUAUUUUGGAAACUUUCAAUACAAGGUGGAUUUCCUUUCGUCGCAUGGAUUGCACACUAUCUUCCCUUCGUUGUUAUGGGAAGAGUUACUUAUGUUCAUCACUACGUUCCUGCAUUAUAUUUUGCCAUACUAGUGUUUGGAUUUGUCACUCAUUAUUUGUUACAUACUCGCCAUUUUCUCAUCAAGUUGCCAGUGUAUGUCUUACUAUAUUCUGGCUGUGUAUAUGUUUAUAUUUUAUUUUCACCGAUAUGCCAAGGAAUUGUUGGAAGAAAUGCGAAUUAUACUAAUCUAAAAUGGUUGCCGAGCUGGAAUAUUGUAGAUGACGUGAAUUUCUUGUAG
Molecule: messenger RNA, 2271 nt
Organism: Kazachstania africana CBS 2517
Lineage: Eukaryota; Fungi; Ascomycota; Saccharomycetes; Saccharomycetales; Saccharomycetaceae
Gene: PMT6
Product: dolichyl-phosphate-mannose-protein mannosyltransferase PMT6
Exons: 1
Coding region: 1-2271 (756 amino acids)
Biological process (GO): protein O-linked glycosylation via mannose
Cellular component (GO): endoplasmic reticulum; membrane
Molecular function (GO): dolichyl-phosphate-mannose-protein mannosyltransferase activity
Source: RefSeq, a predicted model, not a curated record